Actinia tenebrosa (Australian red waratah sea anemone) is the source of this 3725-nucleotide messenger RNA. RefSeq names its product synaptic vesicle 2-related protein. Gene Ontology annotation, molecular function: transmembrane transporter activity. NCBI's taxonomy places the organism in Eukaryota, Metazoa, Cnidaria, Anthozoa, Actiniaria, Actiniidae. Gene Ontology annotation, biological process: transmembrane transport. Gene Ontology annotation, cellular component: membrane. The record is from RefSeq and is a predicted model, not a curated record.
GCGAUAGUGUAGCGGACUGGGUGGUGUGACUACCGCUCGUCGAAUCAUCUGUGUUAUACAUACGUACGCGUCAUUCUACAAAUGACCCUUAAUCGUGAGACAAAGAAUAAGUAUCAUUUAUUAUUCUUUGGUUCACACAGAAUAAUAAGUGUCGUAAUCGAAAACCUAAGAAAAAGAAACCCUUCUGAUCCUUCAGAUUCCGACUAUUUGUUCUUACUGGUUAAAAUCUCCUUGUACGAUUGUAAAUGCCAUUCCGACGCUAGACUUCGCUACGCCCCUGCUCACGUUGUGUUCUAAUUUCUUGGUUAUUAACCAGCAUGGAUACCCAUUCAUUUCUUUGACGCAAUACUUUUUCAAGCUGCUCAAAUUAUAGUACUACUAUAAUUUGAGCAGCUUGAAAAAGUAUUCCUUCACCAACUUUUGUUUGAAAUAGAAGGUAUCUCGGUGUUUAGACAUUUUGGUAGGUUUUUUUACGAGUCUGCAGUGUUUUGUCGAGCCCGUUAGGGCAAGACAAAAUAUAAAGACGAGAAAAAAGAAAAAAAAUGUCCACCCGUAAUGCACCGUAUAGAAUGAGUAAUAUAACCUAUUCCUUAUCCAACUAUAAGAUUUCCCCCUAUUAUCGCAGGAUAUUUGUAUUCGCUCCAGCCUUCUUCUACUGGAUAUAAUAAUAAUAAUUUUUUUUGUUAUCUAAAAUGCCUCGAGACUAAAAAUUCUUUAUUACUGAUAGACUUAAAACUAUCAUUGAGUUCGAAAAUUUACCAUUUUGACAAAAUAAAAACUUAAAUAAAGAGAAUUUUUAUAAAUAAUUCAUAGUUUUUGCCACUUGCGUCUGUCGCUCUGUAAAACAGUUUCCAACAGGUAGUUUUACUGGUCUCCAGAAGGAAAAUAAAACGCGAUAAGCAGUUUAUUUGUAAAUUGCGUUACAAAACAUCAUUUUCUGAUCAUACAGUCUUCAAAACAAAGAAUAUAACCUAUCCCAAUCUGAUCUGAAGACUUAAUGACGGACCGAGAGGACGGCGAAGGAGAGAUCGGCGCGAACGCGAACGGAAAUGAUUGUUCUCUCACAUUCACCGUGGAAGACGCCAUUGAUAAAGUGGGAUAUGGAAAAUUCCAGUUAAAGCUUCUAUUUAUCAUUGGGUUUGCUUGGAUGGCAGAUUCUAUGGAGAUCACAAUAUUAGCGAUCAUGUCUCCCGCGAUUAGAUGUGAAUGGGACUUAUCAACCUGGGAAGAAGCAACAAUCAGUACGGUAGUGUUUGCUGGGAUGACUAUCAGCACUUGCUUCUGGGGAUUUGUCGCAGACAAAUGUGGACGAAAAAAGGAGCUUAUAUGGUGCACAAUAUUAAUAUUUUUUGGAGGUUUUCUGAGCACGUUUUCGCCCACAUAUAUCUGGAUGGUUGCGUUUCGUGGUAUCGUUGGACUGGGUCUAGGAGGUGUUGCGCAGGCGGCAAACCUCUGGUUGGAAUUUCUUCCUCUUAAGAAUCGUGGAGGACUCGUGACCGUCUCAAUGGUAUCUUGGUCAAUAGGCACGUGUAUAGAAGUUGGUAUUGCUGUGGUUGUAAUGCCUAACCUUGGAUGGAGAUGGUUGCUGCUCAUCUCGUCUUUACCUCUUAUUGCAUUACUUGGCUUGUUUAAGUUUAUCCCAGAGUCUCCAAGAUUUCUCGUUAGUUCAGGUCAAUUCGAGAAAGCUUUGACGAUCUUACAAAGUGUAGCGAAUGAGAACAAAGAAAAGUUGCCUCCUGGGAAACUUGUCGCGUCUUCCUCUUCUGAUCAGAAAGUUGCAAGAGGUAGUAUAGUAGAUCUGUUUUCCGCAAAAUACCGAAGGUCAACGUUUCUUUUGUGGCUCAUAUGGUUUAGCAGCCAUUUUGUAAUCUAUGGAAUAGCACUUAUAACCACAGAAAUGUUUUCUAGAGAAGACAAGUGUAGAGGAAUAAUCAUUGAUGGAUCACGAGCGGAUAAAGAGACAGGCUGUAAAAUACUAGACACCAACGAUUAUCUGCACUAUUUUGUUAUCAUGUCAAGUGAUAUGUUUGGUAUUGUGUUGUGUCUUGCAACCAUCGAUAAGAUAGGAAGAAAGAAUGUACAAGCUUUGGCGUUUGCUGGUAGCGCUAUUUUCUUAUCAGCUUUGUUUAUUUGUACAAGAAGUCGCUUCGUAACCACUUCGUUUCUAUAUGGAGCGCGUUUAUUUAUAAGUAUCGCUGAUUUAUCAGGCUACGUCUAUACACCCGAGGUGUACCCUACGUCAGUCAGAGGUAUUGGUCUUGGCGCCUGUAACGGCGUUGCCAGGAUAGGCUGCAUGAUAACCCCAUUCGUUGCUAUGGUGCUGAUGCCAGCAGCAGUGAAUAUCUCUUUAUCACUUUACCUUGGAUUCGCAGUACUGGGAGUUUGUGCAGCACUUUUGUUACCAAUAGAAACAAAAGGAAGAGCGCUUCAGGUUAGUUUGCUCCUAAUUACCAAAUACACACCCGAAGAAAGGUUACUUGUGGGACUAAGAAAUACAGACUAUUAAAUGUGAAUGGGUAAAAACAUUUCAAAAUUGAACAUCUUUUCCAGGAAAGUUAGCUUCGUAACUUGGCUAAAUACGCGUCAACUGCGCGCAUGACAAGUAGCUAUAUAUCUUGGCCAUUGUGCCAAAACCAUGCCAGCGUUACGCUUGGAAAUAUCAAGGACACCAUCCAUUACAUUGGUAGCUUGCAUAUCCCUUUUCAUGAGAGUAAAAGGACAAAAAACGUGGCCGCCUUGUUGGUUGACAUGACAAUAGAUAUGCAGCAAGACCAAAUCUUUUGAAGUGAAAUGAACAAAAAUGGCGGCUGUGAUGUCACAUGCACCCCAAGAAUACAGCCACGUGACAUCAACGACUUCCUGACGCAUGCAUCGCAUUCAUCGAUGGAUUGGAUCGCAUUUCCAAUCGCUCAAUGGAAACAUGGUAACAUGGAGUUACGCUUAGAAUCACUGAACUUGCGUGACGUAAGAACGCAGAACUCCUAAUUUGAUGUGAGACCAAAAGUAUUUAUUUGUUAUACCACCGAUUAAAAGAACUAAGAUUGCGUGACACCUCCAAGCACAAGCCAUCCCUUGAAGGUGGCGGCGCCGGGUUGUUUAAGAUAUUAACUUAUUGCGAACUAAUUAAAAAGAAAAAACGAUUAUAAUUUUCUUUCAUAUCCAAAUUCACAGCUCACAGCGCACAAUUAAAUUCGGUCAUCGCUCAUUUAGAUUUUAGAUCUCUGACCGACAAGGUUUCUUAAAAUAGGUGUAUAUCCGUUGAUCGGAUAUAGCUUAAAAGUGUUUCUUGUGCAAGCAGAUUUUGAAAUUUGUUUAAUAAAUUAACGGGUUUUCUUCAGUACUCGAUUUGAAAGAAUUUUUUAUCAUAAUACUUCAGCCGGAAUGUCCGGUUUUCCGAUUGAGGUAAUCCGCUUUUCCCGCUCUUUUUGGUCCUUUCGGUAGACGCGUGUACCAUUUUUUAGAAACAAACGUUUCCCGCUCUUUCCUUACCUUAAAUUAUGGCGUUGUUUGUACCGAUGCUACACCAGAAUGCAUCACGUUUAUCGAACACAGAAAAGGACAGUUACCACUCUCCCACGUCGUGACCGCGGAACGCCUAACAUAAAUGACGCUUGAUUGAUCAAAACUACUUGAUAUUUUGAAUUSUUUUAUUGGGCAUUCCACAAAUCAUUUCUGCAUUUAUGUACAGGAUUAUUUUAAUAAAUAUCAUGUAUUUUCUGUGAUAA